Molecule: messenger RNA, 559 nt
Organism: Fulmarus glacialis (Northern fulmar)
Lineage: Eukaryota; Metazoa; Chordata; Aves; Procellariiformes; Procellariidae
Gene: CDT1
Product: chromatin licensing and DNA replication factor 1
Exons: 5
Biological process (GO): DNA replication preinitiation complex assembly; regulation of DNA-templated DNA replication initiation; mitotic cell cycle
Cellular component (GO): nucleus
Molecular function (GO): DNA binding; DNA polymerase binding
Source: RefSeq, a predicted model, not a curated record
CAGCGAGAAGCCCCCCGCGUUCCAGCGGUUCCACACCCUUGCACAGGACNNGCCCCCGGGGCUGACGCUCCCCUACAAGUUCAAGGUGCUGGCGGAGAUGUUCCGCAGCGUGGACACCAUCGCCGGGAUGCUCUUCAACCGUGCCGAGACCAUCACCUUCGCGAAGGUCAAGCAGGGGGUGCAGGACAUGAUGCGCAAGCAGUUUGAGGAGCGGCAUGUGGGGCAGAUCAAGGCGGUAUACCCCACCUCGUACAGGCUGCGCCAGGAGAAGAACAUCCCCACUUUCGGCAACGGCGUGAAGAAGUCUGACUACCAGCUCACGCUGGAGCCGGUGCUGGGGGAAGAGGAGAAAGUGGACGGCCGCCCGCACUUGUCGGCAUCGCGCUUGCUGGAGCGCAGGAGGGAGUUCAACCGCAACCUGGUGAACAUCGUUAAGCAGCACCACAAGGACGGGGUGCCGGAAAUCACCCCGGGGGAGCUGCCGCGGCCGCCCCAGGAGGACAGGCUCACCACGGCCCAGGAGGUGCUGAGCACGGCUCGGGGGAUGCUGACCCCCAAG